UUACAAGUUAUGCUCAACCGGGAAUGUGUUAUUUUGUACAACAUUUAGAUCUUUGUGAUGGUGAAUUGUUUAGAAAGGCGUAUUUGUAGCUGAACGAUUUGGACUGUACAGAGUAGUUGGUUUGAAAUCUUAUCGUUAUCUUACUUGAAGUGGCAGUGCGUGAUAAGCAGUUUCCUAGCCCGUGUGUCGGUCGUACCUUGAUCUGUGGUGUGUUAUGACAGUGACGUUACAACCUCUGUACUGAGCCCCGACUUUAUGACUCCAUGAAAUAGUCAGCCAUGAUAAAGAACGUAGUGGUUUUCGGUGCCUCGAGUAGAACUGGCGUGUGUGUUGUGAACGCUGCGAUCAGUAAAGGACUGAAUGUCCGAGUGUCUGUGGACAGACAGACAGAACAGCUGAGGGACAGAUUUCGGUCUGUGGAGCUGGUGGAGGGAAGUCCUCUAGACAUCCAACAUGUCAAAGCAACUUUGGAGGGACAGAACGCCAUCAUCGUAGUGUUGGGGACCAAAACAAAACAAGACACUUCAAACGUCACAUCUGAGGGAAUAAAAAACAUUGUUACUGUGAUGGAGUUACUUCGCAUUAAAGUUAUUUCAGUCUGCUUUCAAUCUAACACUUUUCAUGAAGAUAUCCACACGACUAGGGACGUGUUAGAGCAGGAUGAAAGACGCUCCUGGAGAGUGUUGGAAGGCAGCAGUCUUCAUUGGGUGGCCGUGGUCACGCCAUACGUCACCGACGUCGCUACUACAGGGUAUACCAUCGUCCGAGGACCGGGCUACCCUGGCGUCUCGCGCGGGGACUUGGCUAAGUUUCUGGUCGACUGCCUCACUAUGCCCGAGCGUUACCAGAAAACUGUCAAGAUCGCAAGCCUUGACAAAAGAUAGUAUUUAGUUCCUUGUAAUAACAUUUUAUAUGCAUUUUUAUAUUGUGUAUUUUAUUGUUGUAAACUCUAAUACCUCUGUUUUCCCAAUAAAACAUUUUUUUUGUAUCUUA
Messenger RNA from Macrosteles quadrilineatus (aster leafhopper), 993 nucleotides. Its product is annotated as flavin reductase (NADPH)-like. Lineage: Eukaryota; Metazoa; Arthropoda; Insecta; Hemiptera; Cicadellidae. The transcript is spliced from 4 exons. The record is from RefSeq and is a predicted model, not a curated record. The coding region runs from base 279 to 884 and encodes 201 amino acids.